AUGGCCACUUCUUCUCGGACAGGGAGCCUCCGUAAUCCAGAGGUGGCCGAUUUAUUGACAGAGAUGAUCAUGAUAGCUAUCGAUGAUCCUCGGGAAUUGGACAUGGAAGUUCGGAUGCUGUUUACUAUGCACGGGCAUGUGGCAUCAAAAGAGGUGGUGGCAAUUAAGAAAAUGUCCUACAGUGGGAAGCGUGCAGAAAAAUGGCAGGAUAUCUUGAAAGAGAUCAAGUUCUUACGUAGCCUUCGCCAUCCAAAUACUGUCACCUAUAAAGGCUGUUACUUAAAAGAAUCAACAGUUUGGCUGGUAAUGGAAUAUUGUCUUGGAUCAGCUUCGGAUAUCAUUGAGGUUCACAGGCAGCCCCUGAGGGAAGAUGAAAUUAGUGCCAUAUGUGAAGGAUGUCUCCAGGGUCUCUCUUAUCUCCACUCUUUAGGCAAAAUUCAUCGGGAUAUAAAAGCCGGCAAUAUUCUGCUCACAGAAAAUGGCACUGUCAAAUUAGCUGAUUUUGGAAGUGCCAGUAUUAACUCUCCAGCUAAUAGCUUUGUUGGUACGCCGUACUGGAUGGCCCCAGAAGUUAUUUUAGCUAUGGAUGAGGGACAGUAUGAUGGAAAGGUUGAUGUAUGGUCUUUAGGCAUCACGUGCAUAGAAUUAGCCGAGCGCAAACCUCCCUACUUUAAUAUGAACGCAAUGAGUGCCUUGUACCAUAUUGCGCAAAAUGAUGCACCAAAGGUGUCCGCCCCAGAUUGGUCAAAGGAUUUUCAGCAUUUUGUAGAAUCUUGUCUCCAAAAAGCUCCCCCAGAUAGACCUACCUCUGCUAGACUUCUCUCUCAUGAGUUCAUCUUGAGACACAGAUCAUCGCCUCACAUUAUACUGGAUUUAAUUGCUCGAACCAAAAAAGCAGUACGUGAGUUUGAUAACCUGAACUAUAGAAAAAUGAAAAAAAUUCUUCUCUAUGAGACAGAAAGUCAGCAGGGGGAUGUGGAAGGUGAGUCAAAGUUUGUUAUUUAUUAUGUUUGUUUUGCAGUUUCAACAGUGUUGUGUUUGAGCUUUUAGUUUUAUUUGGUUUUCAUAACACUUCAA
Molecule: messenger RNA, 1077 nt
Organism: Macrobrachium nipponense
Lineage: Eukaryota; Metazoa; Arthropoda; Malacostraca; Decapoda; Palaemonidae
Product: serine/threonine-protein kinase Tao-like
Biological process (GO): protein phosphorylation
Cellular component (GO): cytoplasm
Molecular function (GO): protein serine/threonine kinase activity; ATP binding
Source: RefSeq, a predicted model, not a curated record